This is a messenger RNA of Corythoichthys intestinalis (scribbled pipefish), 2945 nucleotides long. RefSeq names its product ras-related protein Rab-9A-like. Gene Ontology annotation, biological process: retrograde transport, endosome to Golgi. Lineage: Eukaryota; Metazoa; Chordata; Actinopteri; Syngnathiformes; Syngnathidae. Gene Ontology annotation, molecular function: GTP binding; GTPase activity. Bases 101 to 742 code for a protein of 213 amino acids. The transcript is spliced from 2 exons. Gene Ontology annotation, cellular component: phagocytic vesicle; lysosome; late endosome. The record is from RefSeq and is a predicted model, not a curated record.
GUUGCCGACUUCCACACGCUCCCAGGCCGAUUGAAUGGCUAUGCACUGGCAGGACACAACGCAAGUCACUCUGUAAGUGGAAGUAAACACUUGCUGUUGUAUGAAGACUGCCCAAGCCAUGACCUCCAAGUCACCUCUGUUCAAGGUCAUUCUAUUGGGUGAUGGCGGCGUGGGCAAGUCCUCCCUCAUGAACCGCUUCGUUACCAACAAGUUUGAUUCCCACCUCUUCCACACCAUCGGUGUGGAGUUCCUCAACAAGGAGCUGGAAGUGGACGGCCAAAGCAUCACCCUGCAGAUCUGGGACACGGCGGGCCAGGAGCGCUUCCGUAGCCUACGCACUCCCUUCUACCGGGGCUCUGACUGCUGCCUGCUCACCUUCAGCGUGGACGAUGCACUAAGCUUCCGCAACCUGGCCAACUGGAAGAAAGAGUUCACCUACUACGCCGACCUCAAGGAGCCCAACGUGUUCCCAUUUGUGGUGCUCGGCAACAAAUUGGACGUGGACAAGCGGCAAGUGUCUGGGGAGGAUGCACAACGGUGGUGCCAUGACAAUGGUGGACUUGCCUACUUUGAGACCAGCGCCAAGGAUGCUAUCAAUGUGGCGUCUGCCUUUGAAGAAGCAGUCCGUUUGAUCCUUACGCAGGAUGACCGCGAUGACCAUCUCAUUCACACCAACACGGUGGACCUAAGUAGUAAGAGCUGCUCAGAUUCCAGCUGCUGCUCAAGUGCUCUGGCCUCCUGAUAACCUUACAAUAGGACUUUCCUGGUUUCUGUUUGACUUUGGCUGUAGCAUGCUAAAUGAACUAGCUGAGGUUUGUCUGGUCAGGGCUGGCCCACGCCACCUUUGGUUUUUAAGCCAAAUUUGAUUUUGAGUAGGACUGUACCAAAACUGUAUGUCUGCACUCACACUCAACAAAAAGCUUACUUUAGCUGCUCCUUUAUUCGAUAAGGGGCAGGAGCAAAUUAACAUACAAUGCAUUCACUUGUGAUGGGCAGGUCUACAGAAUACUCAUACAUGUUGACAGAAGAUAACCCUCAGUCCAUGAUUGAUGUAAUCAUUUGAUUCAUCAACUCUUAUAACCACUGUCAAAUCACAGAGUGGCCACACACAUGGGUACAAGAACUGUGCCACAUCAUAAAAUGAUUGGAACAGUUUUAUGUAACUGUUUUAUGUUUAUGUAUUUUCAUUCAUCCAUUUUCCGAGCCGCUUAUCCUCACGAGGUUCGCGAGGGUGCUGGAGCCUUUCCCACAUAACUGCGGGCUGUAGGCAGGGUACACCCUGUAUCGGUUGCCAGCUGAUUGAAGGGCACAAGGAGACGAACAACCAUUCGUACACACACUCACACCCAGGGAAAAGUUAGACAAUUCGAUCCUGAUAUAUCAGAAUACAUCAAAUCUUGUCUAAGAAAAGCAUAAAAUUAGCUAACAUGUACAAUUUUCCUAACAAUAUAUAAAUCAUUCACUGUUUUUGAUGUGUGUUUGUCACUUACGUUCAUCAACUGGAAUGAAUGAAGGAGGUUCUGAUGUUGUUAGUACAGAACAAGAUGUUUCUGUGAGAAACAGCUGCAUUCAAUACUCUGUUCUAUUGUCAAGGGCGUAGGUUUGGUCUCAACAUUGGUAGGGACACUAUAACAGCAUAACCUGCAUGUACACUUUUUGCUGGGGACGAGAUAUUAAUAAGACCAAACAGAUUCGGUGAAUGGGGUUCAGGGCGACAUUUGUCACGAAUAUGCUGUUGUGUUUCCUACGUAAAAAUGAAAAAAGUUCAGUUGUUAUUUUCAUGGUAGAGAGGCAGUUUUAAAAAUGGGGGAAACCCCUUUGCUUUACAUAAAGGAAGCUUACAGUGGUUGUGUUUUUGUGUUUUUUUGGGGGGGGGGGUCUACCUAACCAAAACGUGGAUCUACAUGUUAGCCGACAUUGUCCUUCACCACGAGAGCAAUACGUUUGCAAGAAGAAAAGCAGCAGCAUGUGUUCCUUGACUGUCUACACUUUCCUGUGAAACAUAUACUGUGUCCUGGGACCUCUCUCUCUAAGCAGUUUCUUGCUCACAUUUUUCUGCUAUAGUGUCCAGCAGAGUUCACUACAUUUCUCACAGUUUCAUUAACUUUAACAGUAGAAAACAUACAAGGGGACACUUUCCUCUAGGCAGCUUCCUCCUAAAGGUUUGAGGUUAGCAAGUUUACACAGUUUAAUGUUAUGCUUACUCUGAUGCAGGUCGGACUUUCAGUAGCAAAAUUAGUGGCGUGUUCCCCACUCAUCAAGAGUGACUUCUUUUCACUUACUUAAGUUACAGUGGCUGCUGCUCCUGGCCGAAAAAAAACUUCCAAUAUCCCUGCUCUCGGAGGAGGUGGCAUGUUAACAUGUAUUUCUGUUGGGGUCGUGUGAGUGUGCGUGAGGGUGUAGUCAUCAGCCAAUCAAACGUGUGUUUGGUAGAGGUGGUGGUGGGGGGGACGAGCACAUUCAGCAAAUUAAAAGGGGUAAAUGUAAGUCUGAAUACUGUUUAAUGAAAAUAAUUCACUUAAUAAUGGUUGGGUCAAUUCUAUCCUGACAACAUAUGGGAAGACAACCAAAAUUACCAAUAUAACUGAACAAAUUAUAUAAUGUAAAAAAAGGUUGCUUAAAAGUUGGUAUGGACAUUUUGAGCAUCCUAAAAAGUUGGUAGUGUUAUGCCCCUACUGUCCCAAACCUACGCCCUUGUCCAUAGUACUGAUUACUAAUAAAGAAAUGAAAAGAGUAGAUUGGCGAGUAAUUAAGUAAAGAGUAAUAAAAGCCUUUUUUGGGGGAGGGGGGGGAAGAGUCUUUUUCAUAUGUUUGGUAGAUUCGGCGCAUAUAGUGUAUUAUAUGUACUAAUAUACUGUAUAUCCAUCCAUUUUCACACUGCUUUUCAUGUUCAAACAGAUGAAAAUAUGUUUAACUGAAAUAGCUAAAGAAAAAGUGCUUUUAGU